Cotesia glomerata is the source of this 1492-nucleotide messenger RNA. RefSeq names its product mediator of RNA polymerase II transcription subunit 19 (gene MED19). The record is from RefSeq and is a predicted model, not a curated record. Gene Ontology annotation, biological process: positive regulation of transcription by RNA polymerase II. Gene Ontology annotation, cellular component: mediator complex. The transcript is spliced from 5 exons. Gene Ontology annotation, molecular function: transcription factor binding; transcription coregulator activity. NCBI's taxonomy places the organism in Eukaryota, Metazoa, Arthropoda, Insecta, Hymenoptera, Braconidae. The coding region runs from base 318 to 1046 and encodes 242 amino acids.
UAGUAAGUGAAAAUUACAAGUGAUUGCGCCACUGUUAUUUGCUUGUGUGUUAUUUUCCAAGAUGUAUUACGAAGAUUGGAGCACCUUCUGUUUUAUUAUCUCUGGAAUAUCAAAAAGGAAUCCAAUAUUCGGUCAUUCAUAAUCAGUGUUGACCGUGAAAUACUCUUUUAUUUAUAAAUUGAUUACCAAUGUUUAGUUUACUAAAAACAAGUUAAAUUAUUACAUAAUUAAUGGAUAUUGUUAUUUAGGCAACCAACAAAAGAAACAAGUAUUUGGUGGCAGGCUUUACUUGGUAAAAAGGUGAAUUUACCGAAGGGAUGAUGAUGGGUGAUCAAUUUCGUACUAAAGUUGAACAAUAUUCCCCAAAGUCAUCUCCAAGGGGUGCAAGAUCACCCGUUGUAUCACGUCAGGAUUCAACGGGAACUCUUAAAACAACAAUAUCUCUUGGGAAAAAUCCUUCGAUUGUUCACAGUGGACCUUUUUAUUUAAUGAAAGAACCUCCUGGAGAGAGCGAACUUACAGGAGCUACUAACUUGAUGAAUUAUUAUAAUCUUGAACACUCUUAUAGUAAAUUCAGUGGUAAAAAAUUAAAAGAACAACUAUCGUCAUUUCUUCCAAAUCUUCCUGGUACUAUUGAUACACCUGGACAUCAAGACAACAGUUCAUUAAGAUCUGUCAUCGAAAAACCACCAAUUGGAGGAAAAGAAUUACUUCCUCUAAAUAUCCACCAACUAUCAGGAUUCCGAUUACAUCCUGGACCACUGCCGGAGCAAUAUCGACAUGUUAAUCAAACACCUCAAAGAAAACACAAGAACAAGCACAAGAAGCAUAAACACAAGCCUGGAGACGUUCCAGCUGGACAAGAGAUAGCGACAACCGAUAUUGCCGGUUCGGAUACCCACGAAAAGAAGCACAAAAAACAGAAAAGGCACGACGAGGAGAAAGAAGCCAGGAAGAAGCGCAAGAAAGAGAAAAAAAGAAAAAAACAAAAGCACAGUCCUGAACACCCUGGUGGAUUGACACCCUCGCAGCAUUCCAACUCGUGAUUGACAAUUAGUUCUUUUUAUACGAUUAAUUAAUAAGCUGGCCAAUUGUGGAGAAUUUUUUGCUCAUUUAAAAAAAACUAAACCAAUUUCUUAAAAGUUAAUAUUAAAACCACAUGUUCUCUGUUUAAACAUUAAUAUUUUAUUUAUAAUAGCGACUAAUAAUCGAAUAAGUAGUUCAAUGUUAUGAGUUAUGAUUAUUUUUUACCAUUAUGAUUUUUUGAAAUUUUUGAUUAAAGAUAUUUCAUUCCAGAGAUAUCAAAGGCGAAAAAUAUUUCAGAGUGAAAAAUCCUGACUGUGUCAAAAAAAAAAAAUGAAAAAAAGCCACGUGGUAUGUUUUUCACAGCUUGAAACUAUCACGUGUUGUUUAUAAUGCGAAUCUGCUUUAUUCCAAAGAUUCUGCAAUCAUGUAAAUAUUUUUAAUUACAAUAAUUACGAUAAUUAUAAAA